ACGUGGGCGGGGUUUUUACGAGGUCAAUGGUUUCCGUAGCAACCAGACGCGUGUCGCCGCGUCUCCCCGUGUCCGCGUCUCCCAGUGUCCGUGUGUCCCCGUGUCCGUGUGUCUGCCUCCCCGUGUCCGUGUCUCCCCGUGUCCGUGUCUCCCCGUGUCCCCGCGUCUCGGAGUGCGGCUAUGUGAUUGCCACGUGGCACGGAUUGAUCGAGGAGCUCGCAAAGACAAUGUGGCACCCGGGGGAGGGGGGCCCUGGUGGCGCUGAGCAGGGAGGAGUGGGGGGCCCCGAGCGGGGAACAGUGGGGGGCCCUGGCGGCGCGGAGCGGGGAGCAGUGGGGGGCUGCGAGCCGCCAGGAGGCUGGGACGUGGGAGCGCGUCGCCUGCUCACGCUGCACGCCUACAAACUCCUGCAGCUCAUCCGCGCCCAGGACGAGGCACAGGUUCGGAAGCUGUGCCGCCUGGGCUCACCGGGCCUGGUGAACACCGCGGAGCCUGAGACGGGCCAGUGUGGCCUGCACGUGGCGGCCGCCAUGAACCUCCACGCCAUGUGCACCAUGCUGCUAGCCCUGGGCGCACGACCAGACGUGCAGGACCACCAGGGCUGGAGCCCCGUGAUGGUGGCCGCGGCACUGGGCCACGAGUCCGUGGUGGAGGUGCUGGCCGCCGCCAAGGCCAACAUGGCCCUGCUGGACCGCGACGGCAGAGGGGUUCUCUUCCACUGCUUGCAGCCGUCUCAGCGGCACGAGCGAUGCAUGCGGCUGGUGCUGCGCGGCAACGCCGAUGUGAACGUGGUAUCGCGGCCCGGCACACAUGCGCUCUUCCUGGCCGCUCAGCUCUCGGCGAUCAGCCCCAACAUGAGCCUGCAGCUGCUGGAGCACGGAGCCAACGCCAAUGCAUCCGACAGCGCGACUGGCAGGAGCGCCCUCAUGGAGGCUGCCGCGGUGGGGGCCGUCGAGGUGGUGCGGGUGAUCCUCCGCUGCGGCGGCGACGUGAACGCUCGCGACAAGCAAGGCAGCCACUCCGCACACCGCGCCGCCCUCAACGGCCACUUCCAGGUGUUGCAGGUGCUUGCGGCAAUGGGAGCAGACUUGGGCUUGGUUGCUCUCGAUGGCAGCACGGCACUGCAUCUCGCCGCACUGAAAGGCCACACCGUCUGCUGCCGCUUCCUGGCCCAGCGAGGUUGUAACCCCAAGCUGAAGAAUGCAGAACGCCAGACGGCUCGCAUGCUGGCCAAGGAGUCUGGCCACAAGGCGACGGUGAAGGCCCUCCGCAAGGAGGAACGCCUGUUCUCACGCUCCCAACGGCCGCCUGCGGACGGCAAAAAGGGAGUGUGUUCUCAGCCCUGGGCAGUUCGCCUCUACGACUGGACACAGGAGUACAAGGAGGACCUGCGGGCAGAGCUGGGAGCGGUGUGCGGGCCGGACGGCUCCCUGGCCUCGGAACAGCUGCUGGAUGCACUGCGUCGGCAACGGGCGCCGCCCUUGGGGCCACCAGAGACGCAGCUCCUCCUUCAGGCUCACGACCUCAACAAAAGUGGAACGGUGGUGUUGGAAGAGUUCUUAAAGGGGAACAAAUACCUGGCCAAGUCUUACCUGAUGAGUGCCUUCGAGCCCAAAGGGAGGAAAGGGAAGAAGGGUCGCCGCAAGGGGAAGGCCAAGAAAUUCACGGUGCCCCUGCCCAUCUGUGUGGUUCCAGAGGGGGUAACCCCAAGACGGGCAGACGGGGGGCCUCCUUUGCAUGCCAUUGAGCAGCUGAGUCUCACCACGGACUGUGGACGGUUUGACCGGGACCACCGCCCUGCCCACCCCAUCGAGGACGACUCAGCCUGGUACAUGGCAGCGCCAGAGCGCACCUUCGUUGGCGUGACAGCGGCGGUACGCGGCGGUGACUGCGAGUCCCUGCUGCGCGCCUUCUCCCAGGACGUCCCCGUCGAUGUGCGAGACCCCUUCUAUAAGACGCCGCUCAUGGCCGCCGCUGCGCAUGGGAACAUGGAGCUCGCCGCACACUUGUUACAGCUCGGGGCCGAUGUGCAGGCCCGUGACGCAUACCGAUGGACGGCGCUGCACCACGCGUGCCACGCGGGGCAGGCGGACAUCGCCGCGCUGCUCUUGGACGCCGGCGCCGAGGCCAACGCCAUGACGCUCGGUGGCUCCACCGCACUCAUGCGAGCCGCUGAGAGUGGCCGCCUGGACUGCGUGACGCUGCUGUUGGAGCGGGGCGCCCGCCUGGCUCAGAGGAACAAGCAAGAUAAUACGGCGCUGGAAGUGGCGCAGGCGUUCGGGGAGCCUCGCAUUACCGCCGUGCUGCAGGCGCGGUUCGACGCCCUGCCCAGAGCCAAGGAGAGCCGCGGCGGCAAUCGCAAGAAGGGCGACCUGCAGGCGGCAUCAGCGAGGGCGAGCUCGCGGCCACACACCUCCCCCACCGAGGCCUCGAGCCAGCCCGCCAGAGACCAGCGCCUCGCUGAUAAGGUGGGCACGGUGGAAGAAACCGAGGGAGUCGCGAGGGUGCAGCGAGCACAGCGCAGCAGCAUGCUGCACGAGGCGACGCGCUUCGCCAGGAGAGCCAACCAGAUCAACGUCACCUUCACUCCCAGGACGGACUGGCGCUCCCAAGCCAGCACUCCGGCGCUACUGCAUCAGAAAGAGUCCCUGAGGCAGCGCUUCUCAGAAGACAUCGAUUUCCCAGGAUUUCAAAUGCCCUUUCAGAAGGGGGUCACACAGCGCGCUGCGCUGUUCGGGGCACUUGACUCAAGGGACUAGUACUCGUCUCAAGGGACUAAACUUGCCCCUGCUUGGUGAGAUGGCCGUUGCAAAGGCCACGGUAAUGCACUCUACUCUUGCAGGAUUAUCAAAAACCAUAAUAAGCCUUGGUGGGGUUUUACCCGGGUUUGACCUGGACAAUCCGGAACUUGGCAUCUGUGUCCAGGUGGCAAAAAUGUAUUUGUUACGAGAUAUCGUGGUAUUCUUUGCCUUGAACUUUACAGAAAACUGCACAAUUUUGACAGACCUAAGCUGACAGAGAUAUAUGUCUGGGUUUAGUCUGUAAAAAGGGUGCCAAACCAUAACUUUGUGUUAUUUUAAGCAAUGACCUCAUAGAUCAAACCUAUAAGUAUAGUUGUCAGUGCCACCGCUGCACAUGUGCCCUGUGCAUUGUGUAAACUCAGCCAUUUGCUGCCCCGUGUUGAGAAGUGAGGAUCUGUGGUGCCCCCGUGUGUAUCUGGUGCUGCAGGUGACCUUAUUUGUGCGGCACACAACGCGGAUGUCUGCGUGUGCCUCAAUGUAGCUGACACAGCCCGUUGUUUAGGGAUAUUUCUGUUCUGUAUUUCCAAAAUAAUUUAAAAUUUAUUCGAGCAUUUGCAGUCGUGAAUCUGUUUCAUCCACCAAUGUUGUACCAAUAAAAACAUUUCAAUGCGCACAUUGACCAUG
Messenger RNA from Petromyzon marinus (sea lamprey), 3425 nucleotides. It is a transcript of the gene ANKEF1, whose product is annotated as ankyrin repeat and EF-hand domain containing 1. Lineage: Eukaryota; Metazoa; Chordata; Hyperoartia; Petromyzontiformes; Petromyzontidae. The record is from RefSeq and is a predicted model, not a curated record. Gene Ontology annotation, molecular function: protein binding.